Microtus oregoni (creeping vole) is the source of this 2722-nucleotide messenger RNA. Its product is annotated as zinc finger protein 711-like. The record is from RefSeq and is a predicted model, not a curated record. Gene Ontology annotation, molecular function: DNA-binding transcription factor activity, RNA polymerase II-specific; RNA polymerase II transcription regulatory region sequence-specific DNA binding; metal ion binding. The transcript has 9 exons. Gene Ontology annotation, cellular component: nucleus. The coding region runs from base 192 to 2567 and encodes 791 amino acids. Gene Ontology annotation, biological process: regulation of transcription by RNA polymerase II. NCBI's taxonomy places the organism in Eukaryota, Metazoa, Chordata, Mammalia, Rodentia, Cricetidae.
AAGGCGGUGGCAGUGGCGGUCCCGCGGCGGCGGCGGUGACAGGUAAAGAACAUUUCCCCAGAGAAAAUGCGUUGUUUUGAAGGACCAAAAUAAAAAGAAAUUUUGCAAAAUUCACUUUUCAGUCUGUAAGGAAAUCUACAGUUUCUUCAACUCACUUGUGCAAAGAUAUUUGUGAAUGAACUUUGCUAAAUAUGGAUUCAGGUGGUGGAAGUCUUGGAUUGCACACUUCAGAUGCUAGGAUGGCCCAUACCAUGAUUAUGCAGGAUUUUGUGGCUGGAAUGGCUGGUACUGCACAUAUCGAUGGAGACCAUAUUGUUGUUUCAGUUCCUGAAGCUGUAUUAGUUUCUGAUGUUGUCACCGAUGAUGGGAUAACUCUUGAUCAUGGCCUUGCAGCCGAAGUUGUCCAUGGGCCUGAUAUUAUUACAGAGACUGAUGUAGUAACAGAAGGUGUGAUUGUCCCUGAAGCUGUACUUGAAGCUGAUGUUGCCAUUGAAGAAGAUUUAGAAGAAGAUGAUGGAGAUCAUAUCUUGACUUCUGAACUAAUUACAGAAACCGUUAGGGUACCAGAGCAGGUUUUUGUAGCUGAUCUUGUUACUGGUCCAGAUGGACAUUUGGAACAUGUGGUUCAAGAUUGUGUUUCAGGUGUUGACUCUCCCACAAUGGUAUCAGAAGAAGUUCUUGUAACUAAUUCAGAUACAGAAACUGUGAUUCAAGCAGCUGGUGGUGUUCCUGGUUCUACUGUUACAAUAAAAACUGAAGAUGAUGACGACGAUGAUGAUGUCAAGAGCACUUCUGAAGACUACUUAAUGAUAUCAUUGGAUGAUGUGGGAGAGAAGUUAGAACAUAUGGGAAACACACCAUUAAAAAUCGGUAGUGAUGGCUCACAAGAAGAUGUUAAAGAAGAUGGAUUUGGUUCAGAAGUGAUAAAAGUGUAUAUAUUUAAAGCAGAGGCUGAAGAUGACGUUGAAAUAGGUGGGACAGAAAUUGUCACAGACAGUGAAUAUACCAGUGGACAUUCUGUAGCUGGAGUGGUUGACCAGAGCCGAAUGCAGCGAGGGAAAAUGGUUUACAUGGCAGUCAAAGAUUCUUCCCAAGAAGAAGAUGAUAUCAGUUAUGCUGAAAUAUCAAAUGAACCAUACAUGGAAAUCACUAUAGGGGAAGAGGAAGAAACAGUCCUUGAGAUUCAGCUUGAGAACACUGAUGUUAAUAAUGCAGGUUUCCCUGUUGUCUAUCCUGCAUCAUAUGGAAACACUUUUGACUCAACGUUAGAAAACAGAAACACUACAGCAGCACAGUACCUUCAAAUUUGUGAUAGCAUUAACACAAAUAAAGUACUUAAACAAAAAAUCAAGAAGAGGAGAAGGGGAGAAACAAGGCAAUGGCAAACAGCUGUUAUAAUAGGCCCUGAUGGACAGCCCUUGACAGUAUACCCUUGCCAUAUUUGCACAAAAAAGUUUAAAUCCAGGGGAUUCUUAAAAAGACACAUGAAGAAUCAUCCUGAUCAUUUGAUGAGAAAGAAAUAUCAGUGUACAGAUUGUGACUUUGCAACUAACAAGAAAGUUAGUUUCCAUAACCACUUAAAAAGCCAUAAGCUCAUAAACAAAGUUGACAAAACCCAUGAAUUUACAGAAUACACUCGAAGAUACAGAGAAGCUAGUCCACUGAGUUCAAAUAAACUCAUCUUAAGAGACAAGGAGCCGAAGAUGCACAAGUGCAAGUACUGUGACUAUGAAACUGCCGAACAAGGACUGUUAAACAGACAUUUGCUGGCUGUUCACAGUAAGAAUUUCCCUCAUGUUUGUGUUGAGUGUGGAAAGGGUUUUCGUCAUCCUUCUGAACUCAAGAAACAUAUGAGAACCCAUACCGGUGAGAAGCCAUAUCAGUGUCAGUAUUGUGUCUUCAGGUGUGCAGAUCAAUCAAAUCUGAAAACUCACAUUAAGUCUAAGCAUGGUAACAACUUGCCGUAUAAAUGCGAGCAUUGUCCUCAAGCAUUUGGUGAUGAAAGAGAGCUUCAACGCCAUCUGGAUUUGUUUCAAGGACAUAAAACACACCAAUGUCCUCAUUGUGAUCACAAGAGCACCAACUCAAGUGACCUUAAGCGGCACAUCAUAUCUGUCCAUACCAAGGACUUCCCUCACAAAUGUGAAGUCUGUGAUAAAGGUUUUCAUCGUCCUUCAGAGCUUAAAAAACAUAGUGAUAUUCAUAAGGGUAGAAAGAUUCAUCAGUGUAGGCACUGUGACUUUAAAACAUCAGAUCCAUUUAUUCUUAGUGGUCAUAUCCUAUCAGUUCAUACUAAAGAUCAGUCAUUGAAGUGUAAGCGGUGCAAGAGAGGGUUCAGACAACAGAAUGAGCUCAAAAAGCACAUGAAGACGCAUACUGGAAGGAAGAUUUACCAAUGUGAAUAUUGUGAAUACAGCACCACAGAUGCAUCUGGAUUUAAACGGCAUGUGAUUUCCAUACAUACAAAAGACUAUCCACACAGGUGUGAAUUCUGCAAGAAGGGAUUCCGAAGGCCAUCAGAAAAAAACCAGCAUAUAAUGAGGCACCACAAGGAGACUCUUAUAUAGUAAGAUCAAUAUAAGGAAGUUAUUUACAAAAUAAGAUGCUAUUUGGGAGGAGAAUCUCACUGUUUUAUCUGGUUUCAAAGCUUGAUAUUAAGUCAUACCUUUACAUUCUUUGUAUUAAAGAUCUUAAAAUAUUUGGAUUAGAAGGGGGAUCUCAU